GAGAGUGGUGUUUCUGACAAUAUUCUCUGCACAAAACAGAGCAAACCAACCCUCGAUGCACUCUCAUCUCUGUCCCUCUGCCUCUGGGGUUCUGUGCUAUACUCAACUCUAAUCAAACCACCCCUCUUAAGCUAAACCCCAUCAUCAAUCAAACCAAAACACGACUGCUCCCAGAGCACCUGUAGCACUGCUAAAAAAAACUAAAAAACAAAAACCAGAGAGAAAUUCACAUGCCCACAGUUCAUUUUUCUGGAAAGCCUCCUCCUUUGCUCCACCCCAUUUUCUCUCCCAUUCUAGGGUUUCCCAUUUCGUUUCAGCCAGUGCUGAUCCUGAUUAUGGAGUCUGAUUGAAGUUCCUUGGAAUGUGAAAGGAGAGCUUUCUGUAUGCACAUGGUUUUGAUAUUUUUGUGUCAAAUCAGAGGAGAAUUGGCUUGAGCUCACUUGUGGGAAUCAUUAUUUUUUGAUGGAUUUCUUGAAAGCUAAGAAGUUCAGGAAAGCUCACAAACCGAAACCAGAAACUGGCACUGAUGAGAAACCCGUGCCUCAUCCAGAAGAGCGUAAGAAUGAGGGCGGUCAGGAAUUGGGUAAACCAGCGCAGGUUGAUUCUAACAAUGUUGAAGCGGAGGAUGAUGACGAUGAUUUUAUCACGAAUGAAGUGAAGAGGAGGUUGAAGGAACUCAGAAGAAACAGUUUCAUGGUUUUGAUUCCUGAAGAGGCAUCCCCGGAGGACGGGGAGGAAGACGAUGAUGAUGAUGAUGAAGAGCAAGACGACACGGAGAGCAACCUUAAUCAAUGGAGGGAUGUAGAAGCUGAAGGAAGACAGUUUUGGUCUGGAUUUGAUGCUGUAUAUGACAAAUACUGUGAACGGAUGCUAUUUUUUGAUCGACUGCAUGAUCAGCAGCUGCGUGAAUUUGGUUCUCAUGUUCCUUCCACUCCAUCUCCAAAAUCAGCGUCUAAAAAGCUAGCAUCACCCUUUCGUUGUCUUUCCUUGAAGAAAAUGGACGAACCCGAAGAUGAAACUGAGCACCUGCACCAGUCAGGAAGUGACCCUUACCAUGAUCUUGAAACAGCUUAUGUAGCUCAAGUAUGCUUGACUUGGGAGAUACUUCACUGCCAGUACACACAGUUGAGCCAGAAGAUAUCCUGCCAGCCUGAAAGUGCCACAUCUUACAACCAUAGCGCCCAGCAGUUUCAGCAAUUCCUGGUUUUGCUACAAAGGUUUAUUGAAAAUGAACCAUUUGACCAAGGUUUGAGGCCAGAAAUUUAUGCCCGUACAAGGAAUUCAUUGAGUAAACUACUUCAGGUCCCUAAAGUUCAAGGUUCUGAUCAGAAAAAGAGCGAAGAAGAAGAGUUUCUAGUUCUAGCACCUGAACUAAUUAAAAUAAUUGAAAGUUCGAUUCUGACUUUUCGUCAAUUCCUGAAAAUGGACAAGAAAAAAACAGGUGGUAUCCGUGCACUAUUAGGUGGUCAGAACCAAAUGGCUACACCCCUUCAGCAGAUACAGUCGUCCCUCGAGAAAAAAACCAUUAAACUGAAGGACCAGCGUAAAAGAACCAAGAACUGGAAAAAUCAAUCAUGGCCUACCACGCCAGUAGAUGUUGACUUGUUGCUUGGCCUAAUUGAUGUCAAAGUCAUGGCAAGGGUUCUGAGAAUGGAAAAAAUUACCAAGGAACAGUUAUUCUGGUGCGAGGGAAAGAUGAAAAAGCUCGACGUGUCUGAUGGAAAGUUGCAAAGGGAUCCCGCUGUCCUCCUAUUUCCUUGUUAAGCUUCAAAGACUGGUGGCCGAGGUAUUCUGCUCUUUUACGUGCUAAGCUGCUUACAAGCUCUCUCGGGAUAGAACAGCAUCAAUCUUGUCUCUGUAAAUGCGUUAACCGGAUUGAUAGGUUUGUCCAACAUUGACAUAACUUUAACUAGUUGUUAGUGGCAUCACUGUUCCUAUUUCAGCUUGUAUCAGCAAUUUAGAAAGAAUUCAUCUCUUGAAAAUCAGAAUCUGUUUUGUCAGUGUUCUGAAAAAAACUUCAGAUUUCUAUUGAACCACUUGAUCUGGGCGUAUUUUGCAUGCAUUCAUUUUAGACAUCAGUUGGUAGCAAUGUAAAUGACCUUAAAGAGGAGGCAGGUUGUGGACA
This is a messenger RNA of Ipomoea triloba (trilobed morning glory), 2125 nucleotides long. RefSeq lists its product as uncharacterized. The transcript has 6 exons. NCBI's taxonomy places the organism in Eukaryota, Viridiplantae, Streptophyta, Magnoliopsida, Solanales, Convolvulaceae. The coding region runs from base 463 to 1764 and encodes 433 amino acids. The record is from RefSeq and is a predicted model, not a curated record.